AGUUCACCUGUGUUUUCGUUUGCUGUAAAUUUUGCACAGGUCAACUAAAAGUCAUUACCAUUUUGAAGAAAACAAAAGGGAAUCACCUCGUAUUUUUCUCUGCAUCUGUGUUCUCGCUCGGUGUCGCCGCCUCCUCGAUGCGACAAGGAUGGAGAGGGUUCUCUACGUGUUAGAAUUAGAUUUUGAGUUAUAUUUUUCUCCCAAUUAAUAUGACGCAUUUGGGUUUCAUCCGGAUCUCAGCAAUAAUCUUCGAUCUUCUCCGCCCAGAGGGACGUAUGGUGGGGUUAUUCCCUAGGUCAAAAACCUGGGAAGCAGCAGCAGCAUGCCAAGUGAAGAAGGUGGCUCCAUGCUUUGCUCUUUUGCAAUAUUUACGGGCUUCCACGUCCAGAAUUGAAAGCCGAUGGAGAAAAACUUAAAGAUCUAACACGUAGAGAACUCCUCUAGAUCCUUAGUUUCAUUACUAUACAAGUUUGAUCAUCAUCUUUAUCAUAUCGUUCAGAUUGUGGAAGUGGCUCGUACAAUAAGAUUUCAACAUUCACAUACAGUUGCUUAUGUCGACAGGGUUUUCUUAAGCUUCUUAAUGUCCCUAGCUUCCCAUGCUUCCAAGAAAGCGCAAUUGGAUUGGAUUGUGCAAGUCUUGGCAUCACCAUGGCAAAGAAGUCUGUAUUAGCUGUCAAUGGUAAUAGCCAAGUUCAUUCCACUAGUCAAACUGUUUCUUCUAGGAAGCUGAUGGUAGAGAAAGUAAAGUGCAGCUUAGUCCUUGAUCAUAUAACUUGCCCGGAGAAUGUUCCAUGGAGUCAGUGUUGCAAUAGCGUCUGCAAUAAUCAUCUGCGCAACGCUAAACGGGUCUUCGCGACCUACCGUAGUGGAAAGAAUCAGUGCGCAUGCCUUGGCAUAUAUGCAGGGGGUGCCUCAUGUCCAUGGCCUUCGCAGCAAGUUCCCUAGCAAAAUGAACUGAUAACAAAUGUCAACUGUAUGAGAAACAUAGUGUUGGAAUUCAAAACUACAUCAAGGCGGAGGUUUGAUCUUUUGUUCUCUUUGUGAUUACCCGGUUAAUUUGGUUUAUGAGGAAUUCAAUUCAGCAUAAUUCAAGCUCUUGGGAUGAGAUGGCAGCCUUUGAAAUGAUUCAAAGAAGAACUUUCAUUGGCUCUAUGGAAAGAUGGAGGGGAGUGGAGCCUUAAUGCUCUAACAUCUAAUCUUUCUUUGGAUUUUAUUACUUAAUUUUUAUAUUUGUGAAACUAGAAUUUUUGUAUGAAAAAACAACUUUUAUAUAAAAUUUGUUUAUGAGUUGGGGUACCUCUGUACCCUAUUUUAAAACAUUUUGAUUUAUAUAUAUAUAUUUAUAUAUAUAUAUAUAUAAAAAGCAAAAUGAACA
This is a messenger RNA of Rubroshorea leprosula, 1375 nucleotides long. NCBI's taxonomy places the organism in Eukaryota, Viridiplantae, Streptophyta, Magnoliopsida, Malvales, Dipterocarpaceae. The record is from the annotation of a GenBank genome assembly.